Messenger RNA from Chanos chanos (milkfish), 1827 nucleotides. RefSeq names its product dishevelled-binding antagonist of beta-catenin 3b (gene dact3b). Gene Ontology annotation, biological process: negative regulation of canonical Wnt signaling pathway. Bases 1 to 1827 code for a protein of 608 amino acids. Gene Ontology annotation, cellular component: cytoplasm. NCBI's taxonomy places the organism in Eukaryota, Metazoa, Chordata, Actinopteri, Gonorynchiformes, Chanidae. The record is from RefSeq and is a predicted model, not a curated record. The transcript has 4 exons.
AUGACGGGAAUCAAGGAUCGGCUACAGGCCAGUCUGACCUGGCUUUGCGAACUGGAGCUUCUAAAACAGCGACAGGAGAGCCUUGUCUUGUGUGCACUAUCUCUAGGGGACACGGUGCCGGGAUGUACUGUUUGGGGCGACCUUCAGCUGUCACGCUCCGCUCACAGUCGCGAGCAAGAGGACUUGACUUUGAGACGACAAUUGAACAGACUCCAGGGUGCCCCUAGAGGCCUGAUGCUGGCCCUGCAGCAGCAGCUCAGCGAGCUGAGAUUGGACACAGAGGUGACAUAUAACCAGAACCCAGAGGAGGACAUAGAUAGUCCCCUCAGCUCAGGGUUUUAUGAGCAGAGUGAAAGUCUGUCACCAUCAGCCUAUUCCUGCUCAUCUCAGUACCUAGGCCUUACUGGGCACCGGCCCAGAUCAGUGGAUGCUUACAUGCUGGAUUGGGAGGGAGACACAGAGCCACCUCCUCGCUCCACUCUGCCACGUUCAUUCUCUGCACCUUACUCAUCUCUGGAGGGCAUCGCCGAGGGAACCGAGGAAGAGGAGGACGGGGAGGAUGGACAAGAAGACGAAGAGUUGAAGAUCACACAGGAGGCAGAGGAGCACUUUAGAUCGGAGGGUAUAAGAGGUCCCACGAUGGAGGAAAACGAGGAUGUCACAGAGGAGGACAUCCAACAGGCCCUGCGUGUGGAGGCCUACAUCCUGGGCCUGCUGCAACGUCGAGCUCUAAGGUCCACACACAGCUCUUCACCAGCCGUGGAUCCUGCUGCUGUGCCCUGGCAUAACUCACACAUUUAUGAGCCUUGCGUUCCCAAUCAUUAUAACCCUCCACCUGAUCACCCAGACUGGCAGACAUGGGCAGCAGAGAACGGCCCAAAUGGAGAGGAGUAUCAAGACCCAGAGAUGUACUACACUCCCAUGCUCAAUUCCCAAUCUGAGCCACCAUCUCUGAGCUGUGAGGAGCCAGAAACAUCUCUGGAACUAGAGUAUUAUGGAGCUCCAGAUCCCUGUGUUAGCAGCAGUGAAACUGAUUCACCUCAACACCAUCACAGUCACUAUCGACGACCCGACCCCCCUGGAAUAAACAGUCUACCAAAAUACAUCCAUACGUGCCGUGCCCAUACCUGCACCCUUCUUCACUCAGUACAAGAGGACUCUGACCAGAGAUGGACCCCUCUUUCUUCAGAGCAGGCACUCCCAAACUCAAUGCCUAGAAAGUUCCAGAUGGAGCAGUGGGCGAGUACUUCAGAGACCCAUCAGAGACAGACCAGUCGAUCGCAGUCUGAAGACAGUCUGUGGAGUCGGGGGUCCAGGGGCAUACUACUGAAGCACAGGUAUUACACAGUGGACCGGGGCAUGGGAUGUCACCACGGCAACCACUCCCAUCUACAUAGCUCCGGUCAGCGUCGCUGGAGCUCCUCGGCUGACCUAAGCCAAGAGGAGGUGGAGUCGGUGCUGAGAUGGGAGCCAACAGCCUUUGGACACACCCACCUACCCUACCGUACACAUGUACACACUUUGCCCCAGUAUACAGGGCAGAAUGGUAGGGCAGGGCAAGGGUCAAUCAUAGAACCUACCCCAGGAAAUGGUUCUGACUCCAGUCUGAGUGAGGCCUACUCCCCAGCAUCCAGCUCCCUAUCCAGUGACUCAGAUGAGAGCAGCGGUCUGGUGUGGCCCCAGCAGCUUCCCCCAUGUCUCGCCCCUUCAUCUGCCUCCUCCAACCUGCCGCCCAACUCUGGUGUCAAGAUCAAAGCCUCGCAUGCCCUGAAGAAAAAGAUUAUGCGCUUUCGUUCAGGCUCACUCAAAAUGAUGACCACUGUCUGA